AUGAGUUAUAAGAAAUCGGGGAGGACAGGGUUUGUCGUUGAAGGUGGGACCUACAUCCCUCCGAGACAGCCCGAGUCCUCGGGGGAUUGCGGCGGUGACAUUACGUCGCCGCCAAAGCAAUCUCCCAGUCAGCCCCCUCAGCCACAGCCGGCUGCCGGGGCUGACGGAUCUGUAACCGUCCGAGCGGGGGACCUUACGGUCUCGCCGUCUCCGCCGGGAUCGCCCGACAGAAGGGGAAACGCCCCGGUAAGGCCAAAAAAUCGCUCAGUACCGGGGCGACACCCAAAAAGGGACGAGUUGGUAAGCGGGACUCCACUACGGGGCCCGCCCCAUCGAUCCCAGGCCAGCCAGCGGGGCACGCACAGCCGGAGGGGGUACCCCUCCACGGCUCGGUGCACCCAGGGCUGGGUACAGGGCAUGCACAGCCGGAGAAAUUACCUCUCCACGGCUCAGUGCACCCGGCCCCCCACAGUGCACACGCAAGUACCGCGGUGCCCAGGGAUGGCCUUUUAUACCGCCGCCCUGACCAGGCAGCCUGCGCUAUCGGGCUUGGGGCAAUGGCGGUCGCCAAAGAGAUUGGCAACGGGGUACAGACCCCUUGGGGCCCCGUCGGAACGCUACGUUCCGAAGGGUCGCCCUCUACUUCAGGGUUUACCCGCUGCUCGGGUAUUCCCGCCCCGCAGCCGACCUCCGACACUACAACGGAGUCUGCUCUGGGACGCCCCUCCAAAAAGGGCAAGAAAGCCCGCCCUCGUAGCCCCAGCUCGAGCGGCUCCACCUCUGGUCGCCCCCACCGUGACAAACGUCACAAGGGCGGGGACCCGAUCUCGAGGGAGGAAUUUUUGGAAGCUUUUCACACCCUCGCGGCCUCAAUUAAGGGUCGUCGCGAGGGUGGUGGACAAGGCCCCUCUGACUUGGCCACCGAACCGGUGCCCCACAGUCAGCACGGCCAUGGGUGGCUUGCGCCGGGCCAACGGGGACUCCCCCACACGGCUAGCCGUGCGCCGGAUUCCCCCCCGGGUUUGCCACAACCGCCCGCUAACCCAUACGUUCAGGGGCGGCUGGCUACCACCCAAUGGUGACCCCCUCAGGGAGGCCCGCCAUGCAUCAGCCUGCACCCGUCGGCGGCCUUUGAAUCCGACCAUGGGCGCCGUGAUGAUGCCGGUUCGGAAUCCCGUUCUUCGAUGA
Messenger RNA from Asterias rubens (European starfish), 1188 nucleotides. RefSeq lists its product as uncharacterized. Bases 1 to 1188 code for a protein of 395 amino acids. The transcript has a single exon. Lineage: Eukaryota; Metazoa; Echinodermata; Asteroidea; Forcipulatida; Asteriidae. The record is from RefSeq and is a predicted model, not a curated record.